AUGGGGGGGUCCUGUCCACAGCUUUGUGGUUCUGGCCCGGACCCCUCCAUCUGCCUGGAGCAUGGAGUUGUGUAUAACUACACUUGCGCAGGUGUAAGGAGGGACCACAGUGGGUGGGAGAGCUGCGUUAGCGUCCCUCUGGUCCGACCCGACAUGUUCCACCUGCUGGCUCAGUGGGACCAGUACCUGGACCGCUUCUCUGAUGGACCCAUGUGGGACCCCGCCUGGCACAGGUUCCAUGAGGAGGACCAUAACUGCUUCUCAUUUUGUCUUCUGUUCGUUAAUGGCGUCCUGGCUGCGGAGGGGCGGAGCUCUCUGACUAGAGAGACAUUCACUCACAGCUUUAUCCUGCCGAAGACAAGAAGGGUCGCCAAGUUCACCACGCUGUACCACCACAUCCAGAGACAUCAGUAUUACAUGGUGGACAGACAGAGGGACAGACAAGAUGAAAGACAGGAGGAUUGA
Molecule: messenger RNA, 465 nt
Organism: Plectropomus leopardus (leopard coralgrouper)
Lineage: Eukaryota; Metazoa; Chordata; Actinopteri; Perciformes; Serranidae
Source: RefSeq, a predicted model, not a curated record